Messenger RNA from Triticum turgidum subsp. durum (durum wheat), 1440 nucleotides. The record is from the annotation of a GenBank genome assembly. NCBI's taxonomy places the organism in Eukaryota, Viridiplantae, Streptophyta, Magnoliopsida, Poales, Poaceae.
AUGGCGGAUAGCAGCAACAGCCCGUCGACCUCGGUGUCCGACGAGAGCUCCGAGGCGGAGGCGCAGUGCUGCUCGUCGUCGUCCACGGCGCCGAGCCUGCACGACACGGUGGACUUCAGCCGCACCGCCUCGGACGUGUCCACCUUCUCGGACCGCAGCGUUGACCACAGCGGGCCCUUCGGGACGGCCGCCGUGUCCAAGCUCAUCGGCGGCCGCGGCUCCCCCGCCGCCGCGCUCAGCCGGCUCAGCAUGAAGCCCCGCGCCGACGUGCUCGACCGCCGCUCCGCCGAGGACGAGCUGGACCUGGUCAAGGAGCGGUUCUCCAAGCUGCUGCUGGGCGAGGACAUGUCCGGCGGCGGCAAGGGCGUCUGCACCGCCGUCGCCAUCUCCAACGCCAUCACCAACCUCUACGCCACGGUCUUCGGGAACUGCCACAAGCUGGAGCCGCUGCCGGCGGGGAAGAAGGCCAUGUGGAGGAGGGAGAUGGACUGCCUCCUCGCCGUCUGCGACUACAUCGUCGAGUUCUACCCCUCCACGCAGCCGCUCUCCGACGGCACCCGCGUCGAGGUCAUGGCCACCAGGCCAAGAUCCGACAUCUACAUCAACCUCCCCGCCCUCGAGAAGCUCGACGCCAUGCUCAUCGAGAUCAUGGACAGCUUCCAGAAGGCGGAGUUCUGGUACGCGGACGCCGGGACGAGGUCGUUCGGGUCGGUGACCUCGUCGUCCUCGCCGUCGUCGUCGUUCCGGCGGUCUACGACGACGGCCCACCGGAACGAGGACAAGUGGUGGGUGCCGGUGCCGUGCGUCCCGGAGGGCGGGCUGUCCGUGAAGGCGCGCAAGGAGCUCCGGCAGAGGCGCGACUGCGCGAACCAGAUCCACAAGGCGGCCGUGGCCAUCAACAGCGGCGUGCUGAGCGACAUGGAGGUGCCGGAGUCGUUCAUGGCGCUGCUCCCGAAGAGCGGCAAGGCGAGCGUGGGGGACGCGGUGUACCGCGCCAUGCACAGCUCCGACAAGUUCUCGCCGGACUACCUCCUGGACUGCGUGGACGUGUCGUCGGAGCACGAGGCGCUGGCGCUGGCCGACCGGGUGGAGGCGGCCAUGUACGUGUGGCGGCGCAAGGCGACGGCGAGCCACGGCGUCGGGAGGUCGGCGCAGUGGAGCCGGGUCAAGGAGCUCGCCGCGGCCGCCGACGACGGCGGCGAGGGCGGCAAGAACGUGGCGCUGGCCGGCAGGGCCGAGAGCCUCCUCCUCUGCAUCAAGCACCGCUUCCCCGGCCUCUCCCAGACCACCCUCGACACCAGCAAGAUCCAGUUCAACAAGAUGUUGGGCAGGCGAUCCUGGAGAGCUACUCGAGGGUGCUGGAGAGCCUGGCGUUCAACAUCGUGUCGUGGACGGACGAGGUUCUUUUUGCCGACAAGGCUGCCAGGAAAUGAACAGUGA